Messenger RNA from Trichophyton benhamiae CBS 112371, 795 nucleotides. RefSeq lists its product as uncharacterized. Lineage: Eukaryota; Fungi; Ascomycota; Eurotiomycetes; Onygenales; Arthrodermataceae. The record is from RefSeq and is a predicted model, not a curated record. The transcript has 2 exons. The coding region runs from base 1 to 795 and encodes 264 amino acids.
AUGGCUGCUUCAUCAAGCAUACCGUCCUUUCUCCUCCCGCGAGGAGGUCUCUCUCAGUCCUCACUGCAAUAUCUCCGAACCACACCACGAAGAACGCUCCGCCGUUAUGCAAACUUCUCGUCUUCCUCAGCCUCUCAUGCUGCUCCUACAAAGCCCAGAGUGCUGGAGAAACCAGACAAAUUUCGCCCUCCAUCCCACCCCGCUCGCCGAGUGGUUAAUCCCAACAAGUCACCCAGGAACUACCCCGGCCCUCCUCCAACCGCAAAGGAGAUAGAAGAUCGCAAGACGAAGAGAUACCCCAACAUGUUCCCUCCGGAGGGUACAGUGCUAUUUAAGUUUCUCACCAACAAGGGUAUUCAUGUCUGGAUAUCGAUGUCACAUCAAAAUCUUAACGGUGUUGAACAGAGCGUCCUUUUCUCCCUUGCAUAUUUCACUUGGUCGACGAACUUUAAACGCACAUCUCCAUACGCACAUCUAUUACCAGGCUGGUCUCAGCUAUUCUCGAGCCCAAUGAGUACUAUAUCUCAAUUCUUUACAGUGAUGAAGAUGCACGCCGAGCAUACUACGGUGAUAUCAAAGGAGAAGCGGAAGCGGAUUUCGGAUGACAUUGAUAAACGCAAGGAGUACCGUAUUGCCCAUGGGCUGGAAGAAGAUGAUAGAGUGAAGGCGGAUGAUGCGCAGGCUGCUGAAGGGGCUGAGAAUGCUGUGGUAGAGGGCGCGGAUAACGUCCAGAGCGUGAGUUCAGAGGGGACUGCACCAAUGAGAAAGCCAAAGAGAUGGCUGGGCAUCUGGUGA